Molecule: messenger RNA, 6973 nt
Organism: Diachasmimorpha longicaudata
Lineage: Eukaryota; Metazoa; Arthropoda; Insecta; Hymenoptera; Braconidae
Gene: fra
Product: neogenin
Exons: 11
Coding region: 309-4799 (1496 amino acids)
Biological process (GO): axon guidance; neuron migration; cell-cell adhesion
Cellular component (GO): plasma membrane; cell surface; axonal growth cone
Molecular function (GO): protein binding
Source: RefSeq, a predicted model, not a curated record
AAUAGUGUCUGAUCGUGUUCUCGAGACUCAGUUGCACUUCAUCCCACACUCCACGAUGUUGUGUACCCCCAACAUUUCUCCAAAUUCCCCUUGAAAUACAGAUAAAAUCCACCGGAUAUGAUCAACCAGACAUUCAAAAAUUUCCCUCUCCAGUGAAAAUCGCAAAAAAAACCAAGAAAAUGAAGUUGAAGUGGAGUUUCACGGCGAAAUGAGUGAAAGUGGAGGGGUGAAUUUUCUUUGAAAAAAAAAUUCGUGCAGCUAGGAUCAGAGAUUCUGCUAUCAGAUAUCAACUGUUUUAUCAAUUCACCAUGGAUUACUUCCCCAGACUUAUCAUUUUGCUGUUGUCAGGAGUCGCUGGAGGGGUAUCGGUAACAUCUGCCCUCCACUUCAAAGUGGAGCCCGAAGACACAACGGUGGAGGAGGGUGGCCCAGCGCGUUUAGACUGUACCGCUUCAAGUGCCUUUGGUCCAGUGACAAUUCAAUGGAGGAGUGAGGAUGGUCAGCCCAUAAAUUUUAUAGGCGAUGUUUAUCGCUCUCAAUUGGCCAAUGGAUCGCUCUAUGUAACGAGUGUUACCUCGGACAACGCCGAGACAACGGGGAAGUAUCAGUGUUUAGCAUCGGUGGAUGAUGUCGGAGCGAUUGUGUCGGGGGCUGCGGAAAUCAAGGUCGCGACACUUCCGGAAUUCCAGGAGGAGCCGCGGGAUACUAUGGUGUAUCUGGGACAGAUAGCUUAUCUCGUUUGCUCGUUACCUAUGAUUGAGAGAGGUAGAGUUAGGGUGCAUUGGCUGAAGGACGAACAUCCUCUGAUGAUUGAUGACAGCAGAAUGAGUCUUAUGCCGUCUGGGGCAUUGGAGAUCGAUGACGUGAGGACGCAGGACGUCGGGGCGUACAGAUGCAACGUCAGUGGAUACGGUCAAUCUCGCCUUAGCAGGAAAGCCCAACUGUCCCUUCUCACCAGCGACCUGGACCAAGCCCCAACGGCUCCAAUAUUUAUCGCUAAGCCUCAUCAACAAGUCGCAAUUGAAGGUUCUACCAUUACCCUCGAGUGUGCGGCAAAUGGUUACCCAAAGCCAACAAUCCUCUGGCUGAAGGAUGGAAUAACCGUGGACUUGGCAGCGCUGGACUCUCGCUACCGCGAGGUAGCAGCCUCCAGUCUCAUGAUCACUGAUGUCAUGGAGGAGGACAAUGGCUCCUACCAAUGUAGGGCUGAAAACCGAGUGGAGACGCUUGAUGCAGUUGCUGAAGUCGUAGUCCAGGUGCCUCCCAGAUUUGUCAAGCGACCAGAGGACAAGGUGGCGAACAAGAAUCAAGACUUGGAGUUUGAGUGCGAGAUUUCUGGAAAGCCAGAGCCCCGGGUUACUUGGCUGAAGAAUGGCGAGAGGAUCACGCUCAGUGAAUAUUGGCAGCUAGUCAACAGUAAUAAUUUGAGAAUCAAUGGCCUCCUUGCUAUUGAUGCCGGGAUCUUCCAGUGCAUCGGGGUCAAUCCUGCUGGCAGUGUUCAGGCAGCUGCUAGGCUAACCAUCAAUAUUCCGAAGAAAAAUUCUUCCAAGACAACGACGCCAAAAUCAGCGAUGAAGAAAAAGAAAUUGUCUCAUCAACGAUUGUAUAAUAACACUUGGCAGCAUCCUAGUACCCUUCUUGGUCAUACAUCAGCACCAUAUACCCCCCAUCCACUGUCCAUGGACGAUCCCUCCGAUUUGCACCGUGAAAUUGACGAUCCCAUUCCCCUGUACGACCCUGCCUCCCAUUUUCUAGAUGACACAGAUGGCCCUGAUGUAGCUGAAGGAAGUGUACCAUCAGCCCCUCGAAACCUCAGUGUCGUCAUCGUCAAGUCGAGGUUUGUCACUCUGAGGUGGGAGGAACCAGAGAACACGAACGGUGAUGCUCUGACCUACAAUCUCUAUUACAAACAGGAGGGAGCACAAAGGGAACGAGUGCUGAGCACAGGCCAUAAACAACUUGACGCAGUGAUCAGAAGUCUUCAGCCUGGUGUCACCUACGAGUUUCGAGUGGUCGCCCAUAACCUCCGAGGGGCAGGCGCCUCCUCAGACACCCUCAAGGUAACCACUCACUCAGAGGCUGACGUUCCAAGUCCCCCACUGAAUCUCAAGGGCAUGGCGACCAGUCCCAGCAGUAUCAAACUCUCCUGGCAGGAACCCACGGUCCUCAAUGGUCGCAUCUCCAAGUACAUCAUCACCUACAUGGAGGGAGAAGGCGAGGGUGAGAAAGUACGGGAAACAACGAGCACCACCCACGAGCUGAUAGACCUGAUACCGUAUACGGAGUACAGUAUCUGGGUUCAUGCUGUUAAUGAGAAUGGACCUGGGGCAUCGACUGGGGAAAUCUCCAUUAAGACUUUCAGCGCUCCUCCCUCUGAGCCACCCCACAAUGUCACACUAGAGGCGGCUAGCUCAACAAGCAUCAUCAUCAGGUGGGAACCGCCCCUGGAAGGGCGGAAUGGCAUAAUCACUGGGUAUAAAAUUCGGUAUAGGAAGCAGGAUAGGCGAUAUCCUUCUGACACGAUCACCACUGAAGGAAACCAACGUCUCUACUCCCUGACUGGUCUCGAGCGUCACUCGGUCUACCACAUCCGAAUUGCCGCCCUAAAUGCCAAGGGGAUAGGCCCUUGGACCGAGUGGCUGCCAAUAGAGACAUACGAGAACGAUCUCGAUGAAUCGGCGGUCCCCUCGGCCCCAAGUGCACUCAAGUGGGAGGUGAUGGCCAACUCUAUACUGCUCCGGUGGAGUCCUCCCAAGGACGACGGUAUCAAGGUUCGCGGGUAUAUUGUUGGCUGGGGCAAAGGCUUUCCUGAUGGUUACACGCAACGCCUUGAUGGUAAACAGCGAUUCUUCUCACUGGAGAACCUCGAGCCCCUGUCGGAGUACGUCAUCACUCUGAGAGCUACCAAUGAAGCUGGGGAGGGUCCUCCUAUUUACGAUAAUGUCAGGACUACUGAGAAGUCCGUACCGGAAUCCCUAGCUCCUCUCAUACCUCCGGUUGGACUUAAGGCCAUUGUUCUGUCCGCCAACACUGUCGUACUUUACUGGACUGAUAAUUCUUUGUCUAAGAGCCAGUAUGUGACUGAUAACAGGUACUACUUGGUGCGAUACGGUCCCUAUCACCCCGGGUCUUUCAAUUCGAAGUACAAAUAUUUCAACGCGAGUGAUCUCAACUGCAUGAUAAACGACCUCAAGCCCAAUACGCAGUACGAAUUCACAGUGAAGACGAGGAAAGGCAAGAGAGAGUCGCCCUGGAGUAUGCUUGUCCUCAACCAGACCCAGGAGGCCGAACCGACCACUUCUCCAAGGGACCUCGUAGUUCAGGGGAGUGAGGACAGACCCAGUUCGGUUAUACUCAAGUGGCAACCCCCCAAGCAACCCAAUGGACAGAUCAUCGGCUACAUUCUGUCGUACUCCACGGACAAUACAAAGCGAGACAGGGAUUGGCUGGUGGAGGGCAUCGUCGGGAAUAGGACGGAGUAUGUCGUGAAGGGCCUGAGACCUGGCACCAGUUACUACUUCAAGAUGCAAGCGAGAAAUCUCAAGGGGUAUGGGCCAUUCUCCUCGACGGUGAUGUUCAAGACACUUCCCAGCAAUGGAAUGGAUUACUAUGACGAUUUGCAUGACGGAGAUGGUAAGGGCCUUUCCGGAGUUUUUAUCUAUAUCAUCGUCGGCUGCACUAUCGUUCUCCUCACGGGAAUAGCCAUUGUCGUCGUAUUCGUCUGCUGCAAACGUAACCCAGAUUCUCCAGAUCGUAAAAAGAGCUACAUGAAAGAUCCGGCCCAGAAAACGAACAUAAAACCCCCCGAUCUGUGGAUUCAUCACGAUCAGAUGGAGCUCAAGGCCCUGGAAAAAUCAUCCAUGAACGGGGAGGCAUCCACAAGUGGAGUCGUCAGUAACACUCUCCCAAGAUCUGGAAAUUCUGAUUACAGUCAGGAGAAUGUCACUGUUAACUCCAGUUCUCUGGACAAACGAACAUACGUUCCCAGUUAUAUGGGGAGCAUGGAUGAAAAGUGUUCGACCCUGAGCAGACAACACAGUCGUGGUAAACCAAAACUCAUUACAUUACCUGUUGACGGUGGACCAAUGACACAUCCAGUAGCAACAGCAACACCAUUGGUUAAUGGCAGCAUGUCCCAGCCGACGAUCCACAACACCUGCACAGACGGUUCAGGCUCCAGGCCGACUUACCCCAGGACCGUUGCACAGUAUAGCCUGAGUCGAGCCCACAUAACUCUAGAGCCCACGCCGGAAUCAUCCCCUGAUUCUUGCUCCAUGCCGAGCACUUACGAUCAACUGAAUUCGCUGACGUAUGGGUCGUCAGGCCCCACGUACACGGCCAACAGUAAUUAUGCCCCAGGGCAUUACGGCGGAAGGGAGCAGUCUUCCAAUGGACCUGGAAGCACAGGAACAGGCGUUUCUGGUGGUACCGGUGGAGUCUCCUCGACGGGCACGGAUACUGGGAGUGUCAAACGUCUUCAGGGACAUCCCCUGAAGAGCUUCAGUGUUCCAGCUCCCCCACCGCAGUCGGCGCCAUCGACUCCCCAGCAGAAGCACGGAAUGUCACAGGUUACGGUAAGGCCAAGUGUGUCGGGAAGUCCUUACAAGAAGCAGCUCGGCUCCACCAGUCAAUUGACGAAGAAUCGACUGGCCUCAGUCUCUUCCGCAUCUCACACGCCCGAGGAGAUCGAGAGACUCAAGCCCUCCUACAGCACCGAAGAGCUCAAUCAGGAGAUGGCCAACCUGGAGGGCCUUAUGAAGGAUUUGAAUGCCAUCACGGCCUCGGAGUUUGAAUGUUGAGAGGUUUUUAAGAAAAAAUUUCAGACUGAUAGUCAUCAUUGACAGAGAUCGGAACAACUUUUAUAAAUUUAUAAAUAUUUUUUAUUGUAUAAUGAAUGAAUGAAUUUUGAGAAUUUCAUUUCUUUAAAAAUAUGGUUAAACCGGUGAAUAGUAAUUAAAAGAGACAUUAUUUAUUCAGUCAUGAAUUCUGGAGUGAUAAUCAUCAUGAAAAUUAUUUUACUGCCGAUCUCUGACAAUCGAGGGAAGAAUGUUGAAAGAUAUCUUGUGGGGAAUUUAAUUUCCCAGCCUGAAUGAUAUGCGCCGACAUUUUUUUCUAUUCGUAUAUCAAAACACUGUCGAUAUAUUACCGAAUUAUUUGAAUGGGGAAAAGGCAGUUAAAUUACCUUGAUUAUUCAAUCUCCCAAAGUGCCAUCAUCUUGUGUUUCAUUAAAUUUUUUUUAAGGUGAUCAGAUCAUUUUGACGGCUACGUACUGCCAUAGUUAAAAACGACGAAGGAAAAAUCAUACAAUUUUCCCUGAAUCGUAAGCACUUGUAAACGAUUUCGCUAUUAACGAUUAAAUUGGGGUUGAGACCAAUUUUUAACGAUAGAGACAGUUCUAGAAGGUCUCUGGGGGAGUUUUAUAUUCCGAAUUUCGUAACUAAUGUUCGAUAGACUAUAUUUUACGGUCUAUGGUUCAUAUUUCACCAGUGAGUGAUGGACUUUCACGUUUUACUAACGAUUUCAUUAUGAUUAAUCAGGGGAUAAGAGUGGCAGAGUCAGCCUAGUAUUACGAUCUCAUUGGAACCUACUUGGUAGUCUAAUAAUUAAUUUUAUAAUUUCUUUGAUUGAUUAAUUUUGUAAGUUUGAUCGUACAAAUAAGCUCUUGGAGCUCAGAUUUUUAUGCUAAUUAGACUCUUCGCGAUUAUCUCGGGAAUCACUGAAUUUAUCCAAAAAUUUGCACAGCCUUUUUUGUAGAUGAUUAUUACCCGCAGAAAAAAGUAUUGUCACAUUUUUCGAUAAACCCCACCGUUCUCAAGAUAUUCGCAAUAUAAGUUCAAGUUUUCCUUCAAAUCUAAGGGAAAUCGGCAUUUACUGAUUUUUAAUUUCUCUUAGAUUGUUUUUAAUCCCUUAAAAGCCUAAAUCAAGGAAUUUUUAAUGGAAUUUCAUUGCCUGAGAGAUUUAUAUCCACUUUAAAACAUUAUACAAUUUUAUAACGAUCUCUACGAAAGUAAAAACAGAAUUUUUCACGAGAAAACGACUUAAAGAAAAAAAAAUUGACUACAAAUUAUUGCAGCUAAAUCCUAAAAUUAUCAGGCACAUUUAGAAACUCCAAGAAAAUUUUUCUACUCGAUAAAUAACUCAUAGACUUCAUCUUUAAUGAAUCGAAUCGAUUGCAUAUUAAAAAAUCGCGUCCUGAUGCCCCGUUUUCUACGUUUUUAUAAAAUCAGCAAUUCUAAAGAGCAAUUGCUUGUAAUUUUGUCCGUUACCAGGACAAAAGCUUGUACAUUAUAUGUAAUUGUAAUGAUAAUUACGCGCAAACGUAGUGACGCGGUGAAAUUAAUCAAGUGGCACGGAAAAAUUCAUGUGUCCACACGAAUAACUUCACCGCAAAAGUAAUUGAAAAAUCGGGCAAACCAGGGAAAUCGGUGAGCACAAAAAAAAUUUGCCCAUUUUUCAAUCCUCCAAACGAUAUUUAUAAGCCCAAAAAAAUUGAUAUAACGUUGGCCUAUCUCCAAGAAGCCUCCGACCUAUUUUACCACAAAGUAAUUAAAUAAUUGACUAGCCUAGCUUCAUCAGUAACCAUGAACAUUUGAUAUUAUUUAUUGAUAAAUGAUAGAGAUAACGAUGUAUCACUGAUGUGGGGACCCAUAGUGAGCGACUGGAUAAUGCACGAUGAGGAUGAUAAUUUUUUGAAUAAUGUAAAUACAAACACCAGGGGAUCUCCACCUUCUACGAAGGGACGAAUUUUCAUAAUCAAUUUAUUUAUAUUGGAUUAGUGUACCGAGUAGAUUAUUUAACGAUACCAUUGUAUUUGUAACAUAUUUAAACGAAUGCCGCCAUCCAUAGCAUUUUUUUAUGGUGAACAAUUUUUAAAUAGAAUUUUUUUUCUUUUUAUAAUGUGAAGCAUUUGUAACAAGUGUGAUAAUAUAUUUGUAAAACAUAGAUUUAUACAAUAAAUGUAUAUGGACCUUUA